AUGUGGAGGAGGCUGGCUCAGCUCUGUGCCUUGAUCCUGCCUGUGUUUUCACUGGCUCUAGCACCAGCCCAGGUCUCGGCGUGCAGGGAGCUCCAGGCACUGCCUUCCCACAGAAGAAGCAGCAGAGAUGUUAAUUCUCCAGCUCCUGUUGACUGUCAGCUGAGCCAGUGGUCAGGAUGGACUGAUUGCUUCCCUUGCCAAGAGAAAAAACACCGGCACCGGCGGCUGCUGCAGCCGGCGCAGUUCGGAGGGCGUCGCUGCGCCGGGCACCUCUGGGAUGAGCAAGCCUGUCGAGCUGAGACAACGUGCACUGGGCCACCAGGGUGUGGGCAGGACUUCCAGUGCGAGGGAACAGGGCGCUGCAUCAAACGGCAUCUCGUGUGCAACGGAGACAGAGACUGCAGGGAUGGGUCUGAUGAGGAUAACUGUGAGGAUGAAGAUACUGAAAGCCCUUGUGAACAUCUGUUCCCAAUCCCAGGGGUGGAAAAAGCAGUCCAAGGGUACAACAUCCUGACAGGGGAAGGGAGGCAGAACAUUUACGACCCUGGGUUUUUCGGGGGGCUCUGUGAGUACGUGUACAACGGGGAGUGGAGGGAGCUGCAGUACGACGCCGCCUGCGAGCGCCUGCACCACGGCGACGACGACAAGUAUUUCCGCAAGCCCUACAACUUCCACCUCUACCAGUUCCUGGCUCACGCUGAUUCUGGGUUUGCUUUUGAGUUUUAUGACGAUUCAAAGGACCUGCUUGACGCCCUUAAAAGUGAUAGAUCCAAAUCAACAGGCUUCACCUUUGGAAUUGGGCCUGGAGAUGGAGAGCUCAUGUUCAACCUGGGCUUCACUUUAUCAGGUGGCAAAGGAUCCCUGAAGAACUUCACACAAUAUGAUGCAAAGGAUGUUGGAUUCAUUAGGGCUGUGACCAAGGUGCAGACAGCCCGCUUCAAGAUGAGAAGGGACAACAUUGUUUUGGAUGAAGAUGUGCUGCUGUCCCUGCAGGACCUCCCAGACACCUACAACUAUGGCAUGUAUGCCAAAUUCAUCAACGACUAUGGCACCCACUUCAUGACCUCUGGCACCAUGGGGGGUGUCUUUGAGUACAUCCUCGUCAUCAAUAAGGAGGAAAUGCGAAGAAAAGGCAUCAGCAGUGAGGAGAUAAGUGCCUGUGUUGGCCUGUCCAUUGGCAUUACAUACAGCAAGGACACGCUGGAUCUGGGUGGAACCCUGACACACUCUGACUGCAAAAAAAAAGGAUUCCUGGAAACUGAUGCUGAGAGCCACAGUGCAGUUGUGGAAGAUAUUAUUCCUCGGAUUAGAGGGGGAGAUACCACUUACAGUGGAGGGCUCCUGAACAGUUGGGAUGGCAAAAUGUAUCGUCACUGGGGCAGGUCAUUAAAAUAUAAUCCUGCAGUUAUUGAUUUCCAGCUGCAGCCCGUCCACGAAAUCCUCCGCAGGAGCGGCCUGGGCAGCGCGGAGGGCAAGAGGCAGCACCUGAGGAGGGCUCUGGGCGAGUUCCUGCAGGAGUUCAGCCCCUGCCGCUGCGGACAGUGCCACAACAACGGGGAGCCCGUGCUGCUGGGUGACACCUGCUCCUGCCACUGCCGCCCCGGCCACAGGGGCCCUGCCUGCCAGCAGGGGCAGCGCCCAGGUGGGGAGGUGGACGGGCGCUGGAGCUGCUGGUCGGGCUGGUCCCCGUGCCAGGCGCGGACGUCGCGGCGCAGCCGGCACUGCUCCAACCCUGCCCCGCGCCACGGUGGGCAGCCCUGUGCUGGGAGAGACCUCCAGAGCAGAGCCUGCUGAACGCCCCAGCUGCCUGGGAUGGGCUGGUGGCAGCCUGGCCUGGGCCGGGGCUGCUCCAGGAGCGCCGUGGAAUCACCCGCCGGGAGAAAUGAUCGACCGGCGAUGCGCUUCUGCACGUGCUGCACUCACUGCGUGAAACCUGAACUACUGCUCCCAAACCCAGCCAGAUCCCGGGGAUUCCUUUGGGGCAAAC
Molecule: messenger RNA, 1987 nt
Organism: Ficedula albicollis (Collared flycatcher)
Lineage: Eukaryota; Metazoa; Chordata; Aves; Passeriformes; Muscicapidae
Gene: C8A
Product: complement component 8 alpha subunit
Exons: 11
Coding region: 1-1794 (597 amino acids)
Biological process (GO): immune response
Cellular component (GO): membrane attack complex
Molecular function (GO): protein binding
Source: RefSeq, a predicted model, not a curated record